CUCCCUCAUCAAGCUGCCUCUAAACCCACUCACAAAUCAAAAUCUCUCUCUCUCUCUCCAUUCUCUUUUCUGUAUUUCUUCUUUUUUUUUUUUGGCAUUUUCCAUUUCCAUUUUUGUCUCCCCAAAAACACAUGAGAGAAGAAGGGAGGGAUUCAAGCAGGAGAAGAAGAAGAAGAAGCAAUGGAGAGUCCAGAUAUUUCACCACCACACGGGGACGCAUCUCGGCCGUCCUUGGGUUUCCCUCUUGGUACAGCACUCCUCUUGAUCAUCAUUUUCAGCUUGAGUGGUAUCUUUUCCUGUUGCUACCACUGGGACAAGCUCAAAUCUCUCCGUAGAUCUUUCUCUGAUGAACCUCAUCCUGAGGCUGAUAUUGAACAACAAUCACCCUCCAAAUCUAAGCCUUCUUUUAUGGAUUUGAAGCAAAAUGAAAGGCAAAGCUUGCCUGUGUUAAUGCCUGGAGAUAAAGUUCCAAAGUUUAUUGCAUUGCCAUGUCCAUGUGAACCUCCGAGGGAAGAGAAAAUUGAGAUUAAAGUGGCAGAACCUCCUCCUAAGCCGCCUCGAAUGGCAGUGCCUCUGUAUUGAGCAAGAAGACGGUCAUUUUGGUGUACAUAAAUAUCUAAAAUUGUGUCCCCAAAAAAAAAAAAAAAAAAAAAAAAAAAAAAACCUCUCAUAUUGUGAAUUCCAUUCAAUUUCAGUUCAGCCCACUUGUACCCAUUAGAUCUGUCUUUUUUUUUUUUUUUUUUUUUUUUGGUUACCAACAUUUUUACUGUGUUAGAUACAACCCAAAUUUGUAACAAAUAAUUAUUAUAACCAAUUUUUUUUUUUUGGUGGGAAUUACUGUUUCUUUCAGUACUCUGCAAUUU
Ziziphus jujuba (common jujube) is the source of this 863-nucleotide messenger RNA. RefSeq lists its product as uncharacterized. Bases 181 to 582 code for a protein of 133 amino acids. The record is from RefSeq and is a predicted model, not a curated record. Lineage: Eukaryota; Viridiplantae; Streptophyta; Magnoliopsida; Rosales; Rhamnaceae. The transcript has 2 exons.